AUGAGUCUCUCAAGUGCUGUGGAAUGGUGGGAGGAGUGGCAGCUGCGCAUCCUCGUUUUGGGCAGCCUCUUCCUCCAGUGGCUCCUCCUUAUUUUGUCUGCCGUGCGUAAGCUUGCUAUUCCUUGCUGGUUCAGGUCCCUAAUAUGGCUUGUAUACCUAGGCAGCGAUGCUCUGGCAAUAUACGCCAUGGCUACCCUCUUUAGCCGCCAGAUGAAGCAGGAUCAUGGUUCUGUCCACAGCAAUAGCAUCCUGGAAGUAGUUUGGGCUCCCAUUCUCCUGAUGCACCUCGGUGGACAGGACGGUAUAACCGCCUACAACAUCGAAGACAACGAGCUGUGGACGAGGCACGUCCUCACCGCCGUGACCCAGAUCACUGUGGCCAUCUACGUGUUUUGCAAAUCAUGGCCAGGUGGUGACAAGAGGUUAUUGCAGGCAUCAAUCUUGCUCUUUGUCCCGGGGAUCCUCAAAUGCCUAGAGAAGCCUUGGGCUCUCAAGAACGCUAGCUUCAAUAGCCUAGCUUCAAUGGCUCUAAAGAGGAUGGCACGCCCAAGUGCAUUUUUUGAGAAGAUACAGAUGUUCUUCAAUGAGCAACCAGUGAUGAUGCGCAAGUUGAUAGUGGACUAUAUUGAUUUUACCUUUCCAGGGUGGGUGAGCCCAUCUGCUCCCCGUUUGUUGAUCAUAAGCAAGAUUGGCAGGGACAUUAUGCUUGAAGACUAUGUGCAAGAAGCAAGGGAUUAUGUCCUGUGCAAUGGUCAUCCUCAAGCAAGAGGAAGAGGCGCCACAAUUGACCUUGAGCAUAACCGUGCUCCUCAAGUGCAAGGAGAAGGCGAUACAGCUGAGCCCAACCAUGUUCCUCAAGCCCGGGUAUUGAGCGAUGAAGAAAAGCGCAGAAUCCAUAAAAGGAUAUUAAGUGUUGAGGCCACUAAGUUAUUUGUAGACCUUGCAUCAUCGUAUCGUGAUCGGCUAAGUAUCCUAGAAACUUUCCUGGUGCAUGAUGUUAAUAUGGUGUAUGGAUCACUGCAAGAAGGGCUAUCCGAGAUGUUUGCUCUUCUCUACACAAAAGCAAAGAUGAGAUUCAUCACAGAAGAGAUCACACUGAUGCGUAUUUUUUCUGAUCUCGUACGGGAAGCAACUGCGUUCCUGCCAUUCGCAGCUAUCGGCCUCUUCCACAAGAGUAACAGAGAGGCUUACAAUGUUAAUGACGUCAAUGUUACAUAUGCCUUGUUCUGUUGUACUGCUGUGCUGGAGUUAUUUUCCCUGAAUGCAAAUCUGAUUAAGCUGACAUCUUCUGGCAUGGUUGCCCAAUAUAACCUCGUAGGUUUCUUUGCCCGUAACAAAAGGCACAGCAAGAAGAUGCAUAUCCUUAGUUCCUUCAAGUGCAAGGGCUUUCUUGACCAGCGUUGGUGCAUGGAGUCAUGCUCCUCAUCUUCCAGAAUUACAGAGUUGGUUCUUGGACAUGUAAAAGGUUGGUGGAAGGAACACAUAGUAGAUGCCGCCAGUUACAGGAGGUUCAAUGAUCACAGGGGCCAAUGGACUAUUCAGCAUACAGGAUGCUACCAAGAUCUGGCAUGGAGUGCAAACAAGCCAUUUGAUGAGAGUGUCCUUCUGUGGCACAUCGCAACCGACCUGUGCUUUUCCCAAAACGGUGUUCAAUCAGUUAAUCAGGAAAAGGCCACAGGGUGCAGAGAAAUUUCCAACUACAUGAUGUACCUAUUGUUUGUCAAUCCUGAGAUGCUAUUGCCCGGCACGAGGCGAAAUCUGUUCUUGGAAGCUAAUGCUGAACUGGAGGAGAUCCUCGAGGAUGAUAAGGCAUCACUCAAGGUCAUCCUCAAUGGCGACAAGCCAUCGCUCAUGGAGAUCCUCAAGGGAAAGAAGCCAUUCCCUCAGUUCCUGAAGGAAAAAGGGCCAUCACCUGAGGAGAUUGAAAGAGGAUUUAUGGGCAGAAUAAUCGCCAAGUUGGAGUCCUUGAAAUGCAGAGAAACAGAUCCAGGAUGCAUAGAAUUGCCAACGGAUGAAGAGCAGUAUCCACCUGCACAAGAAGGUUUUAUCCAGGAUGCCUGGAAGAUUUCUCAAGUUUUGUUGGCUAUGGAUGAUAAGAAGAUGUGGGAAGUGAUUGAAGGUGUGUGGGUGGAGAUGCUCUGCUUUUCUGCCAGUAGGUGCCGAGGGUUCCUGCAUGCCAAGAGUAUGGGCACUGGCGUGGAGUUACUCACUUAUGUCUGGUUCCUGUUGUCACGCAUGGGGAUGGAGACCUUGCCGGAGAGGCUGCAGAGGACGGAGCUUUCAAGUGGAGAAGGAUAUGCCGGCGCCACUCCAUCGACUUCCCAGAUAUAUGGGGUCCAAUAUCCAACACGCUACAGACGCUCGAAGCCUCAUGAAGAAGCUGCUGCUGAUGCUGCUGGCACAUCUACCUCUCAACCCCAAGAAAUCCUACAAGCUGAUUAA
Molecule: messenger RNA, 2442 nt
Organism: Triticum turgidum subsp. durum (durum wheat)
Lineage: Eukaryota; Viridiplantae; Streptophyta; Magnoliopsida; Poales; Poaceae
Source: the annotation of a GenBank genome assembly